AUGGCGACUGUAGCGAACGGCGGCGGCGUGGGCAAGCUGGCGGCCGAGGAGACGGCGCUGCUGGUGUGCGAUGUUCAGGAGAGGUUCCGCCCCGUCAUCACCGGCUUCCCCGCCGUCAUUGACACCAGCAAGCGCAUGCUGCGUGCGGCGGCCGCCCUGCAGCUGCCCGUCAUCGUCACCGAGCAGUACCCCAAGGCGCUGGGCAACACGGUGGAGGAGCUCAGGGAGUUCAUCCCGCAGGGCGCGCCAGUGGUGGCCAAGACGCUUUUCAGCAUGUGCACAGAGGAGGUGAACGCGGCCUUUCAGGCGCUGCCCGGGGUGAAGAAGGUGCUGAUUGUGGGCAUAGAGACGCACGUGUGCGUGCUGCAGACCUCGCUGGACCUGCUAGAGCGAGGGUACGAGGUGCAUGUGCUGGUGGAUGGUGUCAGCAGCCAGCGCCUGGGUGACCGCUCUGUGGCGCUGCAGCGCCUGGCGCAGUCGGGCGCCUUCCUGGCCACCUCGGAGAUGGUGUGCUUCCAGAUGAUGAAGAACACCAGCCACCCAGCCUUUAAAGCCAUCAGCGCUCUGGCCAAGGAGGCGCGCCCGGAGCAGCUGCCCGCAGCCUGA
Molecule: messenger RNA, 606 nt
Organism: Chlorella variabilis
Lineage: Eukaryota; Viridiplantae; Chlorophyta; Trebouxiophyceae; Chlorellales; Chlorellaceae
Exons: 5
Coding region: 1-606 (201 amino acids)
Source: RefSeq, a predicted model, not a curated record